Glycine soja is the source of this 2509-nucleotide messenger RNA. Its product is annotated as glycerol-3-phosphate dehydrogenase SDP6, mitochondrial-like. Gene Ontology annotation, molecular function: glycerol-3-phosphate dehydrogenase (quinone) activity. Lineage: Eukaryota; Viridiplantae; Streptophyta; Magnoliopsida; Fabales; Fabaceae. Gene Ontology annotation, cellular component: glycerol-3-phosphate dehydrogenase (FAD) complex; mitochondrion. The transcript is spliced from 7 exons. Gene Ontology annotation, biological process: glycerol-3-phosphate metabolic process. Bases 159 to 2048 code for a protein of 629 amino acids. The record is from RefSeq and is a predicted model, not a curated record.
UAACGAUCCGUAUCUAUAGUAGUAAUAGUAAUGGGAAUACUUAUUACGACAGCGUGACUCGUGACCAAAUUUUUUCUUUUCAUAUCAUUUCCUCACCGGCAACGCAAAACAAGGCCCACCCCUCUCUCUCUUCAUUCUAACUUCUUUAAUUCCUUUCCAUGACUCGCCUCAGGCGACUCGGAGCCGCCGUCGGAGCGGCCAUGGCCACUGCAUACGGCGGCGCCAUCCUCGUCUCCACUCCGGUCUCUGCCAGCGACCACAGCGUCGGAGGGUCGCACCUCGCCGCCGUUCGGGAGAAGAUCCACGACCCCUUCGCCGUCGUGCCGGCGAGAGAGGUCCAGCGGUCGGCGCUGACCGGCGCCAGCGCCGCGAACCCUCUAGACAUGCUCGUCAUCGGCGGCGGCGCCACCGGCUCCGGCGUGGCGCUCGAUGCUGUCACCCGAGGGCUCCGUGUCGGUCUCGUCGAGAGGGAGGAUUUCUCCUCCGGAACUUCCUCUCGCUCCACCAAGCUCAUUCAUGGAGGUGUUCGUUACCUGGAGAAAGCUGUCUUUAAACUUGACUAUGGCCAACUGAAGUUAGUAUUCCAUGCACUUGAGGAGCGCAAACAGCUUAUUGACAAUGCACCACACCUAUGCCAUGCUUUGCCUUGCAUGACACCUUGUUUUGACUGGUUUGAAGUAGUGUACUACUGGAUGGGCUUGAAAAUGUACGAUUUGGUCGCAGGAGCACGACUCUUGCACUUAUCGAGAUAUUAUUCUGCAAAAGAGUCUGUUGAGCUUUUUCCCACUCUGGCAAAGGAGGGAAAAGGUAGAAGCCUGAGGGGCACAGUUGUGUAUUAUGAUGGGCAGAUGAAUGAUUCACGACUUAAUGUUGGAUUGGCUUGCACAGCGGCAUUAGCUGGUGCAGCAGUGCUGAACCACGCUGAAGUUGUAUCCUUACUGAAGGAUGAAGCCAGUGAACGCAUAAUUGGUGCACGAAUUAGGGACAAUUUAACUGGAAAAGAGUUUGAUACGUAUGCAAAAGUAAUUGUGAAUGCGGCUGGGCCAUUUUGUGAUUCAGUAAGAAAAAUGGCUGACAAAAGUGCACGAGACAUGAUUUCUCCUAGCAGUGGUGUACAUAUUAUACUCCCUGAUUAUUAUUCUCCAGAGGGAAUGGGCUUAAUUGUUCCCAAAACUAAGGAUGGACGUGUUGUUUUCAUGCUACCAUGGUUGGGACGAACGGUUGCUGGAACUACAGAUUCCAACACUAGCAUUACCUUUCUUCCAGAACCACAUGAAGAUGAAAUACAAUUUAUAUUGGAUGCCAUCUCUGAUUACCUUAAUGUUAAAGUCCGCCGCACUGAUGUUCUUUCUGCCUGGAGUGGCAUUCGCCCAUUAGCGAUGGACCCAACAGCUAAAAAUACCGAGAGUAUCUCCAGGGAUCAUGUUGUCUUUGAGGAUCACCCUGGUUUGGUCACCAUUACUGGUGGCAAGUGGACUACCUAUCGAAGCAUGGCAGAAGAUGCUGUCAAUUCAGCUAUAAAGUCUGGGAAGUUGACCCCCGCCAAUGGAUGUAUCACCAACAAUAUCAGGAUUGUUGGUGGUGAAGGGUGGGAUCCUGUUUCCUUUACCAUUCUUUCUCAACAGUAUAUGCGCAUGAAAGUCACAUAUAGGGGUAAAGUUGUUCCUGGUGUGAUGGACACUGCUUCAGCAAAGCACUUGUCUCAUGCAUAUGGAACAUUGGCUGAACGUGUUGCUGCCAUUGCUCAGAAUGAAAAUUUGGGCAAGCGACUUGCCCAUGGUUACCCUUUUUUGGAGGCUGAGGUGGCCUACUGUGCCCGUCAUGAAUAUUGUGAAUCUGCGAUUGACUUCAUUGCUAGGAGAUCUCGUCUUGCUUUCCUGGACACGGAUGCAGCAGGACGGGCAUUACCUCGUGUGAUUCAAAUAUUGGCAGCUGAGCACAAAUGGGACAAGUCAAGGCAGAAGGAAGAGAUGUUUAAAGCUAAAGAAUUUUUGGAGACUUUUAAAUCCUCCAGAAAUGCUCAAUUCUAUGAUGGGAAGCACAAUUAGCUCUGGAUUUGACCAAGAAGGGAGUGACCUUCCAAACAUGGUAUUAUUGCCUAUAGUUUCCGUGGGUCAAUAAAGGAUUGCUGCUACGGUCAGUAGCAUAAUACAUCUCAGAAGUCAAUUAUUUAGUGAAUUUGUCAAAGCUGCCUGGCAAAAUGCUUUCAAAUUAGUGUUUUCUCCCAGUUCUGUGCCACGUUUUUUUGGAGCGAUGUGAGUCACAUUCGUGGGUUGUGGCUGUUGUUGGUAUGGAAGAUAUUAAUAAAAAAGAAGUGUAUGGUGAAAAGGUAAAGAAAGAGAAUGUGACAGAGGACCUCUUGUGAAGAGAUCCUUUUUUUUUUUCUCUUUCAAACAAGUCCUUCGGAAAAAUAUUGUCCAUUUAUUGGUUUAGACUUUUCAUUGUUGUAAAUAUUUGGUGGGACAUUCUGAAAUUAACUUGAAAUAUAAAUAGAUAUAAAUUAAAAUUA